AUGGCUGCUCUAGGUCAGGCGCCCAGGUCUCCCUCCCCGCAGCAGGGAGCAGGCACGGCGCACACGCAGCUGCAGCAGGGAGCACGCACGGCGCACACGCAGCUGCAGCAGGGAGCAGGCACGGCGCACACGCAGCUGCAGCAGGGAGCAGGCACGGCGCACACGCAGCUGCAGCAGGGAGCAGGCACGGCGCACACGCAGCUGCAGCAGGGAGCAGGCACGGCGCACACGCAGCUGCAGCAGGGAGCACGCACGGCGCACACGCAGCUGCAGCAGGGAGCACGCACGGCGCACACGCAGCUGCAGCAGGGAGCAGGCACGGCGCACACGCAGCUGCAGCAGGGAGCAGGCACGGCGCACACGCAGCUGCAGCAGGGAGCACGCACGGCGCACACGCAGCUGCAGCAGGGAGCAGGCACGGCGCACACGCAGCUGCAGCAGGGAGCACGCACGGCGCACACGCAGCUGCAGCAGGGAGCACGCACGGCGCACACGCAGCUGCAGCAGGGAGCACGCACGGCGCACACGCAGCUGCAGCAGGGAGCAGGCACGGCGCACACGCAGCUGCAGCAGGGAGCAGGCACGGCUCACACGCAGCUGCAGCAGGGAGCACGCACGGCGCACACGCAGCUGCAGCAGGGAGCACGCACGGCGCACACGCAGCUGCAGCAGGGAGCAGGCACGGCGCACACGCAGCUGCAGCAGGGAGCACGCACGGCGCACACGCAGCUGCAGCAGGGAGCAGGCACGGCGCACACGCAGCUGCAGCAGGGAGCAGGCACGGCGCACACGCAGCUGCAGCAGGGAGCAGGCACGGCGCACACGCAGCUGCAGCAGGGAGCAGGCACGGCGCACACGCAGCUGCAGCAGGGAGCACGCACGGCGCACACGCAGCUGCAGCAGGGAGCACGCACGGCGCACACGCAGCUGCAGCAGGGAGCAGGCACGGCGCACACGCAGCUGCAGCAGGGAGCAGGCACGGCGCACACGCAGCUGCAGCAGGGAGCACGCACGGCGCACACGCAGCUGCAGCAGGGAGCACGCACGCGCGCACACGCAGCUGCAGCAGGGAGCAGGCACGGCGCACACGCAGCUGCAGCAGGGAGCACGCACGGCGCACACGCAGCUGCAGCAGGGAGCAGGCACGGCGCACACGCAGCUGCAGCAGGGAGCAGGCACGGCGCACACGCAGCUGCAGCAGGGAGCAGGCACGGCGCACACGCAGCUGCAGCAGGGAGCAGGCACGGCGCACACGCAGCUGCAGCAGGGAGCAGGCACGGCGCACACGCAGCUGCAGCAGGGAGCACGCACGGCGCACACGCAGCUGCAGCAGGGAGCACGCACGGCGCACACGCAGCUGCAGCAGGGAGCAGCACGGCGCACACGCAGCUGCAGCAGGGAGCAGGCACGGCGCACACGCAGCUGCAGCAGGGAGCACGCACGGCGCACACGCAGCUGCAGCAGGGAGCACGCACGGCGCACACGCAGCUGCAGCAGGGAGCAGGCACGGCGCACACGCAGCUGCAGCAGGGAGCACGCACGGCGCACACGCAGCUGCAGCAGGGAGCAGGCCGGCGCACACGCAGCUGCAGCAGGGAGCAGGCACGGCGCACACGCAGCUGCAGCAGGGAGCAGGCACGGCGCACACGCAGCUGCAGCAGGGAGCAGGCACGGCGCACACGCAGCUGCAGCAGGGAGCAGGCACGGCGCACACGCAGCUGCAGCAGGGAGCAGGCACGGCGCACACGCAGCUGCAGCAGGGAGCAGGCACGGCGCACACGCAGCUGCAGCAGGGAGCAGGCACGGCGCACACGCAGCUGCAGCAGGGAGCAGGCACGGCGCACACGCAGCUGCAGCAGGGAGCACGCACGGCGCACACGCAGCUGCAGCAGGGAGCACGCACGGCGCACACGCAGCUGCAGCAGGGAGCAGGCACGGCGCACACGCAGCUGCAGCAGGGAGCAGGCACGGCGCACACGCAGCUGCAGCAGGGAGCACGCACGGCGCACACGCAGCUGCAGCAGGGAGCAGGCACGGCGCACACGCAGCUGCAGCAGGGAGCAGGCACGGCGCACACGCAGCGCGGGCAGCACGGCGCACACGCAGCUGCAGCAGGAGCAGGCACGGCGCACACGCAGCUGCAGCAGGGAGCAGGCACGGCGCACACGCAGCUGCAGCAGGGAGCACGCACGGCGCACACGCAGCUGCAGCCAUUGGGGACACAGCAGCAUCACGAGCAGCAAAAUGGCCGCGCGUCUAAAGACUGACUCCACAGCGCUUUGA
This is a messenger RNA of Knipowitschia caucasica, 2283 nucleotides long. The record is from the annotation of a GenBank genome assembly. Lineage: Eukaryota; Metazoa; Chordata; Actinopteri; Gobiiformes; Gobiidae.